This is a messenger RNA of Arabidopsis thaliana (thale cress), 3713 nucleotides long. Its product is annotated as ATP binding microtubule motor family protein. Gene Ontology annotation, biological process: microtubule-based movement. The record is from RefSeq and is marked reviewed. Gene Ontology annotation, molecular function: ATP binding; microtubule motor activity; microtubule binding. Bases 133 to 3384 code for a protein of 1083 amino acids. The transcript is spliced from 10 exons. NCBI's taxonomy places the organism in Eukaryota, Viridiplantae, Streptophyta, Magnoliopsida, Brassicales, Brassicaceae.
GCCUUCUAAUUCUAUCUUUUUCUUAAAUCCAUUAUUCUUCUCAACCUAAACCUUUUUUCUCUCUCCCUUCAUCUUCAAGCAAGGGGUUCCAAUUCCGGUAGGAAUGUAUUGAAGAAAGAGAGGGUAUAGAAAAUGGCGAGUGGCGGAAAGGGGGAGAAGAUAUUGGUUUCGGUAAGGGUAAGGCCGCAGAACGAGAAAGAGAAGGCGAGGAAUGAUAUAUGUGAUUGGGAAUGUGUAAACAACACAACAAUAGUAUGCAAUAACAAUUUGCCUGAGAGGUCUCUCUUCCCCUCUACCUAUACAUUUGACAAAGUGUUUGGAUUUGAUUCUCCCACGAAACAAGUCUAUGAAGAUGGAGCGAAGGAGGUUGCUCUUUGUGUUCUCGGCGGAAUCAACUCAAGUAUUUUCGCAUAUGGACAGACAAGCAGUGGGAAGACGUAUACAAUGUGUGGCAUCACUAAAUUUGCAAUGGAUGACAUUUUUUGUUACAUUCAAAAGCAUACGGACCGCAAAUUUACCCUCAAAUUCUCUGCGAUUGAGAUCUACAAUGAAGCUGUGAGGGAUCUCCUAAGUGGGGAUAAUAAUCAACGGAGGCUCCUCGAUGAUCCAGAGAGAGGAACCGUCGUUGAGAAACUUAUUGAGGAGACCAUCCAAGACAGAACACAUCUAGAGGAACUUCUUACAGUCUGUGAAACUCAGAGGAAGAUUGGAGAGACCUCCCUGAAUGAAGUUAGCUCUAGAUCACAUCAAAUACUCCGGCUGACAAUCGAAAGCACUGGUCGAGAAUAUUCUCCGGAUAGCUCAAGCACUCUUGCAGCGUCCGUGUGCUUCAUUGAUCUGGCUGGAAGUGAACGUGCUUCUCAGACUUUAUCUGCUGGUACAAGAUUGAAAGAAGGUUGUCAUAUAAACAGGAGUUUACUUACUCUUGGAACGGUCAUCCGCAAACUAAGGUUCGAUCCAUGUGAUAUAGCUCAAUCUCAGGUGGAGAAUUUACUUAAAUCAACAGCAGAAGAGCGGUCUUCUAGGAUGGAUGAACAAUCCAUGUUUAGCUCCAUGGAUUUUGAUGCUGAUUUCCGAAGAAGAAGCUAUGAUUCAACAGAUCUUGGAGAACCUAGUAUCAUCAAUAACUUAACCGAGAGGAACUUUGAGUUUUUGGAAAAUUCUGAAGAAGAUGAUUUCCUGCUAGAUGAUAAGACCCCUCAAUUUUCGAGGCAUAACCUGUAUGAUGACUGGGAAGAGUUGGUUCAAAUAACCGACGAAAGACUGGAAGAUGCAUGCAAAGAAGUUAGAUGCAUUGAACCUGAAGCUGAGCAGAGUAGUGGACAACCAGCAGCAUGCGAAAGCCAUGACUCAUUAGACGACAUUGUUGAUAAGAUAGCUAUCUCUGAGGUUCUCUCACCUAGAAAGGAAGAAACUUUACCAGGUCUGGAACACGAACAAAGCUAUAACCCUUCUACAGGUAUUGAGAAAGCCGAGAAUGAAGACAUGGAGAUUAGCAUACCUGCAGCAAAGGAAGAAACUUUACCAGCUCUAGAAUACGAACAAAGCUAUAACUCUUAUACAGGUAAUGAGAGAGCCGAGAAUGAAGUCAUGGAGAUUAGCACACCUAGAAAGGACGAACCAUUAUCAGCUCUGGAAUACGAACAAAGCUAUAACUCUUCUACAAGUAAUGAGAAAGCCGAGAAUGAAGAUAUGGAGAUUAGCACACCUGCAGAAAAGGAAAAUGUUGACUUAUCUUUAAAAACAAUAGAUGUGAAUGCUAAGCCUGAGACCUAUGAGCUAACUCUAAAGAACUCGGAUUUGGAGAUAGGCCCAUCAGUUGAAGCUCAAGAAUCACAGGAAUCUGUGAAUGAAGAGGAACAAAUGAAGAAUGAAGAGAGGAAAAUGAGUCCUUCCACAAAGCAAGCUGAGCAAUGCUUAAAUAAAGAAGAAAAUGCUCAGUCAGAACAGCAAUCAACGGAAGACUGUGAAUUGAAUUCACUCCCUAUUAAUAACCAAUCAGAAGCAACAGUCGAAGUGGAGUUAACACCCAACGAUGCUAAGUUAGAUGAGGAUGCGACAUCUAGAGAUAAGUGGGAGAGCAAACAGCAACAAGAGGCUGAUAAAGAUUGUAACGAAUCAUCUGUCUGCAAAAAUAUUGGGACAGAUGAUAAUGACAACGACACUUACAUGGCUUUGAAAGAAAAAGUUAAGGAGAUGCAGAAGAAAAUUGAAUACCUUAUGAGCAUGCACACAGCAGAACAACAACAAUCACCCUCCUUCAGAAGAGAUUUCAAGAGUCCUCCAGAAUAUUUUACUGCCAAAAGAAGCCGAAGUUGCAGAGAAAAUCUCUUGAGUGUUAGAUCUCCUCAUUGGUUUGAGAGUUUGGAAGUUAGUAACAAUACAUCACCUACCUGGAGGGUUAUGCAGACAAAAGCUUCUCCUGGAAGACCCAACACUUCGAGCAUUUCCUUUGAUUCAGGGAGUUCUACCUCCAUUGAUACGCGUAGCCUGAAAGACUAUGAUCCUGAGAUGGGCAAUAGCUUCCGUGAAUUUGUAGCAGGGCUUGAGGAAAUGGCAAAGAAGCAUCACUCAAUUGACUCGACACCGGAGCUAGAUUAUGGGAUUCCAUACGCUCCCACAAAAACCGAAAGAAUGGAGAUCAGACCGGAAAGCCCUGCAGAUAGCGUUAGAGGAAACGAGAAUGCAUUGCCAAAUCCUCAGGAUAUAAAUAAAGAAACCACAGAUGCCACCAAUAAUCAGUCACAGAGAGAGCAGGUAGAAGAAGCAAAACCUAAGGAAACAGAUUCCACAGAGGCUUCCCAGGAGAAACUACAGGUAGCUGCUAAUGGACAAUAUUCAAUCAGUUCUUCAGACUUUGAGAGACAGCAAAGGAAAAUAAUUGAGCUUUGGGCAGCAUGCAAUGUACCACUGGUUCACAGAACCUACUUCUUUUUGCUCUUCAAAGGUGAUCCUUCAGACUAUGUUUAUAUGGAAGUUGAACUUCGAAGGCUAUCUUUUCUGAAGCAGACGAUAUCUAAUGACAUGGAAACAUCAAGGAUGCAAACAGUGAAGGCACUCACACGCGAGAAGGAAUGGAUUUCCAAACAAUUACCAAAGAAGUUUCCAUGGAACCAAAGAAUAGGGCUUUACCAAAAAUGGGGCGUGGAGGUGAACUCAAAGCAGAGAAGCCUGCAAGUGGCGCACAAGCUGUGGACCAACACCCAAGAUAUGGACCACAUAAAAGAAAGUGCUUCUCUUGUGGCUAAGCUGCUUGGAUUUGUUGAGCCAAGUCGAAUGCCGAAGGAAAUGUUUGGCCUCAGCUUGUUACCUAGAACCGAAAACGUAAAAUCAUCUGGCUGGAGAUUUACCAAAUCAUUCUCUGCUAUACGCUUGACCAGAUGAUAACCAGAGCACAAUUAUAAAACAUAAACAAGACAGAAGUCUCCAAACACUGAUAGUUAAGUUGUGAAAGGCUUGAAUGUAAGAUAAGUCAAGUUCUGCUUGUACCUGAUUGCGAAAGAAUCCAAAAUUGUAGCCCUUAUGUUAUAGUUUAGAUCAAGGAAAAGGGUGUGCCAAGAACGUUAAUUUUUUUGUGUUCAUUUAUAAACACUAACUUAGAGAGAGAAUUUACAAAACAAAGAGAAUCUCGCAAGCUCAGACAUGCUACAUAUGAGUAUAUUAUGAUGCAAGAACAGAGCCUUCAGUGAUUUUCCACCCUGACUUGGACCAGA